UUUAGAACACCUCCACACAGCCCCUCAGCUGUAGGAGGAGGUAGGAAAGACUCUCUGGCUCCCUCCGCCUGCUGAAGAAGCGCCUAGAUUAACCAAGCGUGCCAGAAUUAAAGCCUAAACUGGUGAUUGAUUCAAGCUGUAAAGCGGAAGAAGGCUAAGUUUGCUCGAGAAAGACUUCUGAAUUUUUUAAAGACAUGUGAGGACGGUCUAUUGGUCUUUGGACAAGUCCACCGGCCGAUGCAACACAAACCACUUGUCAGGAGGAAUCCAACUUGCCUUCAGUUGGGACACUUCCACCGGGGGAAUCCAAGAAAAGAAAACCAUCCCACUGCACUGAUUUAGUGUCUCCGCAGCAGCACCAGAGCAGAGAGCUGCCAAUGUUCCUUUUUCAACACAAAUAACAGAAGAUAAACCAAGGAGCUGUUUUCAUUGGUGACAAGGGCUCAUCUUCUUGAUAUAUAUAUUUUUUACAAAGUUCAUUCGUUCAUCGCUCCAGAGAAGGAAGUUGCCCUGUGAACUUCAGGAAGCCAUAAUGAAAUGGGAGAAGUUAAAGCCUCCGGAGCCAGAUGAUCCCAUGUGCUGCUGCGAGUGUGAUAUCUACCAGUACGGAUGCUGCUGUGACUGUGAAGAUCUGGACGAGGCCUUUAACAGGUGGCUGAGACACAUACCCCCCCAUGGCGGAUGUCACUCUCUUGUUCUCGGGGCUCUGAUUGACAACCUGGAGAUCUCCAUGAUCCCGGCCCUGGUGCUGCUGCCUCUGCUGCUCCGGGCCGCGGCGCUGCACUACCUGCUGGGCAUCAUCAUCCUGACAGCUCUGCCCGGUCUGGUCCUCUGGUACUACUACGCCACGCACCGCAAGAGGAGACGCACCCUCUUCUUCCUCACUCUGGCGCUGUUCUCUCUGGCCUACAUGUAUUACCUCUUCAUCACAGAGAUUCUACCGCGUGGUGACAUCAGCCAUCUGCAGCUGUGCACUGUGACUGCCGGGAUGAUCCUCACCAUCGGAUUUCUCAUUCACACCAAGAGAGGCCCAGGGUUUCACAGCACCUCCCAUCACAACCAGAGUGAGGAGGUUAACAAGGACUCUACACAUCUAAAUGGAUCCGUCCAAUCGGGGGUCUCCUCCUCCUCUCCUCCUGCCCUGUCAGAAAAGUGGAGCAGGUGCUCUGUGUGCAAAACAAUGCGACCCCCGCGGGCCGGACACUGUCGAACCUGUGGUUCCUGCGUCAAGCGUCUGGACCACCACUGUGUCUGGAUAAACAGCUGUGUCGGACAGGCAAACCACCGCAGUUUCCUGCUGACCCUCUUGGUGUUCGUGCUGACCUCUCUGUACGGGAUCAGUUUGGUGCUUUGCAGCAUCUGUCCUCGGCAGUAUGUCAUGACGGCUCUCUUCUACUGCCCCGGUGUCUACAGCCAGUCCAGCUCAGCCCUUUGCUUCACGUGUGCAUGGUACAGCAGCAUUGUAACAGCUGGACUGCUUUACCUGCUAGUGGUGCAGGUUCUAAAUAUCAGCUUUAACGUGACGGAGCGGGAGGCUCAGCUGGCUCUGAGGAACAAAACGGGCCAGAGCCGCCUGUGGGGACUCGUCAUCCACACAGGAGAGUAUUCUCGUGGCUUCUGUCAGAACUGGGUUGAGUUCCUCACCAUGACAGAUGCUUCAGUGUCUCCUCGCUCCAGCCUCACUGACUUGGUCUAGUUUCUCUUUAUACUUUAUCAUGAUCACAGACUGUUAAUGCAGCCUGUCUCCAAGAAUUUCAUCUCCAGUAUUUCCUUGGAUUUAUCAGCUGAUGACUUCCAAUGCUCUCUGCAUUCCAUCCUCUUUAAUGUCAUACAUGACAAACUGUUUUUAACUCUGAAAUACGUUGCAGGGGAAUAUUCAAGUGCUGGUUAGUGUUAACUGAUUAAAAAGGUACACGCUACAUCUUUGUUGAAUUGUCUCUUUAUGAAAUGAAGCUGCAGGCACUGUCAGGUUAUUUUACAUAUUUCUAUACCUGCACAAAUUGAACAUAUCAUCUGCUGUCUGACUGAUUUCUACAUAUUUUGACAAUGUAUGAAAAUGAAAUGGUAAAUACUAAAAAAAAUAUUGCAGGAAAUGAAAUGUGACUCUGUGAGGUUCAAGUCGAAGAAGAACAUCACGUAGCCUGGUCGUCACAUGUCAGGAAACAAAAUUGCUGGAUGGAAGGAGACGGGAGAAAUAAUAUAUAUUCACAAACAUCUACGAUAUGAAUAGUAAUGGAAUUAAAGGGUGACCCCAGAGUAAAGGCCAUGAUAUGAAUAAUUUUCAUUUCAGUAAGUUGUCACCUUGUCCUCUUUCAGCCACAACUAUACUUAAUCAUCUUCAGUUCUGAUUCUGCUGCUCGAUCAACUAAAUGCACCAAACAACAUGACUCGAGUUUUUUACAAUUGCUCAGAUAAAUGGGUUAACGUGAUCAUCUGUAAUAUUUAUUAAACCCCGGGAAGCACAUGCAGCCAUGUUACCGUCUCCUGCAGGCUCCUGUUAUGAUCAUCCUCCUGAAGAUCUAUGUCAUAUUUUCAAUCUUUA
Platichthys flesus (European flounder) is the source of this 2542-nucleotide messenger RNA. RefSeq names its product palmitoyltransferase ZDHHC23-A-like. The transcript is spliced from 5 exons. Gene Ontology annotation, cellular component: endoplasmic reticulum; Golgi apparatus. The coding region runs from base 533 to 1696 and encodes 387 amino acids. Gene Ontology annotation, biological process: peptidyl-L-cysteine S-palmitoylation; protein targeting to membrane. Lineage: Eukaryota; Metazoa; Chordata; Actinopteri; Pleuronectiformes; Pleuronectidae. Gene Ontology annotation, molecular function: protein-cysteine S-palmitoyltransferase activity. The record is from RefSeq and is a predicted model, not a curated record.